AAGGUGAAGCGGCCCAUGAACGCCUUCAUGGUCUGGUCGUGCGCGCAGCGGCGGCGGAUCGCGCAGGAGCAGCCCCGCCUGCACAACUCGGAGAUCUCCAAGCGGCUGGGCGCCGCCUGGAAGCGCCUCGACGCCGCCCAGAAGCGGCCCUUCAUCGACGAGGCCAAGCGGCUCCGGGCGCGUCACAUGCUCGACUACCCGGACUACAAGUACCGGCCGAGGCGGAAGAGCCGGCCCGGCGGCCGGCAGCCCGUCGUACUCUCCCCCGCUUGCCUGCCGGGGCAGUCGGCGCCCUUCGGAUGGAGGGCCGGCCCCCCCGACGCCCUCCCCUGGCCCGACGGCCAUGCGGGGCUGGCCCCGGACGGCGGCGGCGGCAGCGGCGGCUACGUGAUGGGGGCCGCGGCGGCGCCCUGCAGCAGCCUGGUCUACAGCACGCCACCCCCCCCUGCCACCAUGCCAAGGAAGCUGGACGCCGGCCUUCCCUACCCGCUGGGGGACUUCCCGGACAUUGUGGCUAUUUGCGGGCUGCAGGGCUGCGAGGACGCAGCCACCCCGGGCUGCCUCCUGGAGCCCCCUCCCCAACACUUGGGGUUCAGCAGCGCUGCCCACUUGGCCCCUCUCUAG
Crotalus tigris (Tiger rattlesnake) is the source of this 624-nucleotide messenger RNA. It is a transcript of the gene SOX15, whose product is annotated as SRY-box transcription factor 15. Gene Ontology annotation, biological process: regulation of DNA-templated transcription; cell differentiation; anatomical structure morphogenesis. The transcript has 2 exons. Bases 16 to 624 code for a protein of 202 amino acids. NCBI's taxonomy places the organism in Eukaryota, Metazoa, Chordata, Lepidosauria, Squamata, Viperidae. Gene Ontology annotation, molecular function: RNA polymerase II cis-regulatory region sequence-specific DNA binding; DNA-binding transcription factor activity, RNA polymerase II-specific. The record is from RefSeq and is a predicted model, not a curated record.